CAAUCACCACGCUUCCUCACGCUCCACCUGUCCGCCGGCACGCUUCAGCUCUCCCCCGCGCUUACGCUACUGCACGCGAUUUCAGCGAGAGCGCUCGCGUUUCAAGCGCCUCAGCUCCCCUCAUCCGCAGCGCGAAUUACACCGCCGCCCACCUUACGCUGGGCUGGUCAGAGGGCCGUCGUCAGUAUGGCAGGUUCACAGCAGCAGCAGAUUGUCGACACCAUCUUCUCCAUGAAGAGGAGGCUUGUGCGGACAGAGGAUUCGUCUGAGUCCGAAGAGACCGAGACGCCCUACAGCAACCAGAAGCAAAGCCUAAAGCGCAAAGCGCAGUACACCCGCUCCGGCGACCCAGACUUCCUGUCGGACCCCCGGCCAUAUAAGAAGAGAAUCCAGCAUGCGGGCUACCAGAGAUACAUCCUCCAACGCAACCCUCCGCGAUACGAUCCCGACGGCGACAUUGUCGAGGUUGGCGACGAGUACGAAGAUGAGGACGAUCUGUCGACUGUGGAGGAGAAUCCAUACGCCGACAUACACCUUGAGACUCUCCUUGCGCCUUUGACCUCCGCUGCCGAUUUGCCGAACCACCCCUCCUACAGCGUAGCCUAUACCUCCAAGCAUCUAACGAACUUGACAAAUGAGGCCGGAGCUAUCUCGCGGAAGGAACAGACAUCUCUUUCCCAAGCGAAAAUCCUAUUCACGAAGCUCCAAGGCGACUCUACGUUUGCACCAGCUGCGUUAGCCGCCAUGGCAAGUCAGCCAUUCCAGGACGGCUGGGCCAAUGGUACCAAUGGUCGCAGAGCAAACGGAGACUCCAACCAAGGAGAGCGCCCAGAGGCUGAGGAUAAUACACAGCCGCAGAAUGCAUCAAAUGCCACUCAAGACGUGGAAAUGGAAGAUGCGGGGCAGAGCAACGGUGCCCCGCCCAAGACCGAGGGGAGCAACGGCGACCUGAAGACAGACCCGCAAAACGGCGCUGAACCUACUAUAAACGGCACAUCUCAUGGCAUAGAUUUGGACAAACUGCAGCAGAACGGCGAGAGACCGCCUUCUCCAGGCGCCGACGACGCCUCCGAAACCGCGUCCCAGCAGACAUCGCACCGGAUGACGACCCGCGCACGAGCGCAAGCAGCCUCAACGCCCUCCCCACCUUCCUCUCCCUCCAGCGUCGUCAACCCUGUCCACCCCCUCUUCUCGUUCUCUACGGGCUCCCUUCCCGACCGCGAUUUCGGCCUCCCGCCCGCCGAAGCCGAAGAAACACGCAUGCUCCUCAUGGCAUAUGUACAAAAACAGGAGGAGAUCGCGCGCGUAGCCACGGAUCUAUACAUAGGCAUGAUGCGAGGCGAGCGCAUGCGCCAGGAUGUCUUCAAGUGGGCGAAAGCAGAAGGCCAUGUUGGCGAGAUGAGCGACGGGGAGGACUGGUAUGAUCGCGAGGAAUGGGCUCUGGAUGAGGAUCUGAUAAAAGGGAGGGAUGAGGAGGAGGAUGAUACGGCGGCGGCAGGAAAGAAGUCCACUAGGCAGCGGAGGAAGCCGGAUAAGGAAGAUCGGUAACUGGGCGCCUGGAGUGCUUUGGUAGACUUUCAAUAGGUGAACUGAAUACUUUGGAAAAGGGAGCCUGAUGUGCUUCACUGCCUCUACACAAGUAGACAGAUGCUCUAGUUGAUGGCCAUUGCUACUCGGUACACUACUAUACAGGUGUGGGUAUCAUAGAAGAGC
Molecule: messenger RNA, 1713 nt
Organism: Trematosphaeria pertusa
Lineage: Eukaryota; Fungi; Ascomycota; Dothideomycetes; Pleosporales; Trematosphaeriaceae
Exons: 4
Coding region: 187-1548 (453 amino acids)
Biological process (GO): negative regulation of rDNA heterochromatin formation; negative regulation of silent mating-type cassette heterochromatin formation
Cellular component (GO): cytosol; Rpd3L complex
Source: RefSeq, a predicted model, not a curated record